Messenger RNA from Lampris incognitus (smalleye Pacific opah), 3808 nucleotides. RefSeq names its product sortilin related VPS10 domain containing receptor 3a (gene sorcs3a). NCBI's taxonomy places the organism in Eukaryota, Metazoa, Chordata, Actinopteri, Lampriformes, Lampridae. The record is from RefSeq and is a predicted model, not a curated record. The transcript has 27 exons. Gene Ontology annotation, molecular function: protein binding. The coding region runs from base 1 to 3741 and encodes 1246 amino acids. Gene Ontology annotation, cellular component: membrane.
AUGGAGACUCGGGCUGGCGCCUGCCUAGGCUUGCGCUUACCUUUGGGGAUCUGGGUGGUGAUCGCCGCCUCUACCCUGCAGAAUACCGGGGCGGAAAUAAGUUGCGCAUCCUGUCCGACGCCGCUCCAACUUCACCUGGAGGAACUGCGGCUGGAUGCACGCGCUGCUCCGUCUCCGGAGCCCGACGCCGUGAAGACUAUCCGAGUACGGUCCCAGCAACUUGUGGUGGUCACCGACCAAAGCGCCGUAAGCGACGGUGAGCAGAGAGGCGCUUCUGCGGGGGAUGUUCCCACGCAUGUGCCGCUAGACGCCAGUUUGGAUGGAGUGAGCGCGAAGGCACACAGCCCGUGGUCCAGUUCCCGUGAAGAAACGCACCCAGGCUAUCGUACCCAGGGGGAGCCCGAGACGACGGAGGACGCUGCGCUCCGGAGAGCGAAGAGGAGCGGCUCCCACUUUCCCGAGUUCAGCCAAAGAGGCUGGACCGGCAGUGCCGGACUGGACGCAGACGCUCCGGAGGAACGAGGCAACCCCGGACCGUUGACUGACGGACAGAGGCCGGAUCGGUCAGAAUUCCGAUGGAGCAGGGACGAGGGGAGAGGAAAUAACCGGCAAGAGGAGCUGAAGCUCACCAGCAGCACUUUCUCGCUGACUGGGGACUCCGCGCACAACCACGCGGUUGUCUACUGGUCCGGGCAGAACAGCAGCGUGAUCCUGAUUUUGACCAAGCUGUAUGAUUUCCAUAUUGGCAGUGUGACUGAGAGCACUCUCUGGAGAUCGACUGACUAUGGAUCCACAUAUGAGAGAAUGAACGACAAAGUAGGAUCCAAGACUGUCCUGAGUUACCUGUACGUUUGCCCAACCAACAAGAGAAAGAUUAUGGUGUUAACUGACCCGGAGUUUGAGAGCAGCGUACUCAUAAGCUCUGACGAGGGCGCAAGUUAUCAGAAGUACCGUCUCAACUUCUACAUCCUGAGCCUUCUGUUCCAUCCCGCUGAGGAGGACUGGGCCUUGGCCUACAGCCACGACCAGAAGUUGUAUUGCUCGAUGGACUUUGGAAGAAAAUGGCUGCUUGUUCAUGAGCACGUAACCCCAAACAGGUUCUACUGGUCUGUCUCCAACCUGGACAAGGAGCCGGACCUCAUCCACAUGGAGGCUCACACGCCCGGUGGAAAUGUGCAGUAUGUCACAUGCAGAGCCCAGAUGUGUACAGAAGCCAAUAGGAACCAGCCGUUCCCCGGGUACAUCGACAUCAACUCCCUGGUUGUCCAAGACGACUACAUGUUUAUCCAGGUUCCCACAUCAGGACGUGCCAGCUAUUACGUGUCCUACAGAAGAGGCCCAUUCAUACAGAUCAAACUACCUAAGUACUCUCUACCCAAGGAUUUACACAUUGUCAGCACCGACCAGAAGCAGGUGUUUGCUGCGGUGCAAGAGUGGAACCAGAACGACACCUACAAUCUCUACCUGUCGGACACUCGGGGAAUCUACUUCACCCUCGCUAUGGAGAACGUCAAGACCACCAGGGGCAUCGGAGGGAAUCAAAUGUUGGAUCUUUACGAGGUGGCUGGCAUUAAAGGUAUGCUGAUUGCUAACAAACGGCAGGACAGCCAGGUGAAGACCUACAUCACCUACAACAAGGGCCGAGACUGGCGGUUGCUGCAGGCUCCUGCCGCGGACCUGGACGGGAAUGACAUCCACUGCAUCCUGCCUUUCUGUUCACUUCACCUCCAACUGCAGAUGUCAGAGAACCCCUACCUGUCGGGAACAAUCUCCACCAAGAGCUCAGCACCAGGGAUCCUAGUCGCCACAGGCAAUAUCGGCGCGGAAUUGUCCUACAACAACGUCGGCAUGUUCAUAUCGUCUGACGCCGGCAAUAGCUGGAGACAGAUUUUUGAAGAGGAGCACAACGUGUGGUUCCUGGACAAAGGAGGGGCCCUCAUCGCAGUGAAACAGCCCUCUGCGCCAACCAGACACUUGUGGGUCAGUUUUGAUGAGGGGAGGCAGUGGACCCAACACAGCUUCUCUCUGGUGCCUCUGUUUGUGGACGGCACCUUGGUGGAGGCUGGGGCCGAAAACCAGAUCAUGACCUUUUUUGGACAUUUUAGCCACCGUUCUGAAUGGCAGCUAAUCAAGGUAGACUACAAGUCUAUCUUCAGCAGGAAAUGCACCGAGGAAGACUAUCAAACUUGGCACUUGCACAAUCAGGGUGAGCCGUGUGUGAUGGGACAAAAGCAGAUCUACAUGAAACGAAGGCCUGGAAACUAUUGUAUGCUGGGAAAAGACUACUCCAGGAUCCUCUCAGCUGAGUCUUGUAUCUGCCGAGCCCAUGACUUUGAAUGUGAUUAUGGGUACGAGCGGCGCGGGGACGGGAACUGCCGGCCAGCCUUCUGGUUCAAUCCAUCCACCAUCUCCAGCAGCUGCAGCCAGGGGCAAAACUACUUCAACAGCACAGGGUACCGCAAAGUGGUAUCGAACAACUGCACCAAAGGCGUGAAAGAGAUCUACGCGGCCAGAAAACAACAGUGUCCCAACAGACCUCCGAAAGGACUUGCCCUGACUAGUAGAAAUGGCAAGCUCAUCGCCAACCUGGGCACCAACGUCUCCUUCCUGGUGAAUCUGGAUGAGGGGGACUCUCUGCGGACCAACAUCCAGAUCGACUUUGGCGAUGGCACGGCUGUGUCCUACUCCAACCUGAGCUGGACGGAAGAGGGAAUCAGGCAUGUCUACAAGUCUGCCGGAAUAUUCCGCGUCACAGCUCUGGCAGAGAACACACUGGGCUUUGACACCGCAGCGCUGUAUUUACACGUUACAUGUCUGGUUGAGCAUGUCCAGCUGCUGGCCCCCUUUGUGGUAAUAAGGAACAAGGAGGUGAACAUCACAGCGGUGGUUUGGCCCAGCCAUUCACGCACUGUUACCUACUUCUGGUGGCUGGACAACAGCACAGAGCCAGUGAUCACACUGGAGGGGAGCAUUUCUUACACUUUCACCACUGAAGGGAUGCACACCGUCACAGUCCAAGUGGCUUCUGCCAACACCAUACUCCAAGACUCAAAGAGCAUAGCAGUCCAAGAGGUCUUCAAAUCGCUACUUUUAUCCUUCUCCCCUAAUCUGGAUGAGUUCAACCCCGACAUACCCGAGUGGAGACUGGAUGUGGGGAGCGUGAUUAAGAAGGCUCUGCUUCAAGUGUCUGACUUCCCGGAGGAGCGGCUAUUAGUUGCCGUGCUCCCCGGCGUUCCCACUUCUGCCGAGCUUUUCCUGUUGCCUCACAAGAACCAAUCAGAAGGCAAGAAACAUCGCGAGGAGGAGCUGGACAGAGUAUCGGAAAUAAUUGUAAAUGCCCUAAACCAAAACUUGGUGGAGUUUGAGCUCAAGCCUAGUGCAAGGGUGAUUGUGUACAUCACACAGUUAACAUUAGCACCUCUGGUGGACUCCAGCCCGAGACACAGCAGCUCGGCGAUGCUGAUGCUGCUGUCAGUGGUGUUCCUAGGCUUGGCUGUAUUUCUCAUCUACAAAUUUAAGAGAAAAAUCCCCUGGAUUAACAUCUAUGCGGAGGUGAACCAGGGGAAAGAGCAGGAAAUGAUUGGCUCGGUGGGUCAAGGAGACACUCCGCCUAAAAUAACCCUGAGCGAGUUCUCCACACCCAAAGAACUUCUGGAGAAGGAGCUGGACGCCAGGGUCAGACGUGGAGUUGGAAACGCUGGCGAGAGCUCCAGGGAGAUCCCCAACUGUACUAGUGUGUGAUAUCCUGUCAUGUAAUGUAAUGUAAGGUAAUGUAAUGUAACGCUGGGGACCGCCACAGGCUGUGUAC